Molecule: messenger RNA, 2672 nt
Organism: Dendrobium catenatum
Lineage: Eukaryota; Viridiplantae; Streptophyta; Magnoliopsida; Asparagales; Orchidaceae
Product: HBS1-like protein
Exons: 12
Coding region: 195-2345 (716 amino acids)
Biological process (GO): translation
Molecular function (GO): GTPase activity; GTP binding
Source: RefSeq, a predicted model, not a curated record
AUUUUAAUUGGAUCAAAAUUCGACUCGAAAAAACAUUUUGACACCCAGUUACCAAAAAAAAAAAAAAAUCCGAAACGUAUGCUUUAUUGCUUUAUCGUUCUCCAGACUUCUCCUUCACAAUCUACUCCCGGAGACUGCUGCGUUCAAAACAGUUGUUUUUCAGGAAUAUGCCUUAGAGUUCUGUUAGCACUUUUAUGAUGGGCGGUGUAACAGAUAAGGUCCACAAUUAUUUUGAUGGUGAUCAAUCGAUGAGAGGAAUUUUGUCCGAGCAAAAGAAAAGUGCAAGCAAGCAUGGCUUUUGGAGAUGCUUGGUAUGUACAUAUGAAAAUGAUGGCAGCUUAUCCUCUUGCUACAUUUGCGGUGUAUUUAAGGACUCAUUUGAUGGGUGGAUAAAUAAAGGUGAAAAUCAAGCACUCGGCAUCUGUGAACAUUCAACAUCUGUAAUGGCAAAAGCGCUAUUUGCAGGAAUGCCGCAUCAGGGUACUGUAAUAUCCAGUCUCUCCGAUGCCUUCUUAAGAAAAGAUGACUUGUCCUCUGAGACUAGAAGCACAGAAAGCUUAAAUAAUGUUCAAGAAACAUUGCCGGCUUCAAUUUCUAAGCAUUCUAUUACUAUAGUCCCUUUCAGGUUUGACACCUUAUCGCCGGAUGAUAUUGUUUCACUUGGAAGAAAGAAAACAAAAGAUCAUUUGGCCACAGCAAUUCCCGCCACUAUUUCAUCAAGUAGCACUGACGAGAAGGAAGUGGUUAAAAUCUUGGCAGAGCAUGAUGAUCCAGAGACUUCAUCUGCCCUAUCAUCUCAUUUAAAUGGAAACCGGAGCAACAAUUUGGGCAUUAAUGAUAAUGAAUCAGAAAUUCUUGUUAGCAAGAUACACCAUUUGAAGUUGGAUAAGAAGAUAAAAAAUAUUAAAAAAGUCAUGUCACCUUCACAGUACAAGCCCGAGAAGUGGAUAUUGUCCGAACAGCAACAAGAAACCAAGAGCCAGCUGAAUAUUGCUAUUGUUGGUCAUGUUGACUCUGGAAAAUCCACCUUGUGUGGGAGAUUGCUCCAUCUUUUGGGAAAAAUCUCAAAGAAAGAGAUUCAUAAAUAUCAGAAAGAGGCUAAAGAAAAGGGGAAGGGGUCAUUUGCAUUUGCAUGGGCAAUGGAUGAAACUGCUGAAGAGAGAGAAAGGGGUAUAACAAUGACAGUGGCAAUUGCCUACUUCGAGUCGAAGAAAUACCGUGUGGUUUUACUCGACUCUCCGGGACAUAAAGAUUUUGUUUCGAAUAUGAUAUCUGGUUCUACUCAAGCAGACGCUGCCAUACUUCUUGUUGAUGCGUCCAAGGGUUCUUUUGAAGCUGGGAUGGGUUUCCAUGAUGUUGGACAAACGAAAGAGCAUGCACAACUUAUAAGGAGUUUUGGUGUCGAGCAAAUUGUUGUUGCUGUUAAUAAGAUGGAUACUGUUGGAUACUCUCAGGAAAGAUUUAAUUACAUUAAAUCCCAACUAGCCGCUUUUCUGCGAUCCUGCGGAUUCAAGGAAACACUAAUCACAUGGAUUCCUUUGAGUGCCAUGGAUAAUCAAAAUGUGGUGACUUCGGCUUCUAAUGAUCACUUGUCUUGGUAUCAUGGUCUCUGCUUGUUGGAUGCUAUAGACUCUUUGUACCCUCCAGAACGGGACGUCUUAAAACCACUUCUUAUGCCUGUAUGUGAUGUUGUUUCAUCGCAUUCAUUAGGCCAAGUAGCUGCAUGUGGUAAAUUGGAAGCUGGAGCUAUUCGACAUGGAUCCAAGGUACCAUUAGGUCCUUUUAUUUCUAUCCUCUUGAUGAUCUUCUGCUGUGACAGUUUGAACUACGUUCAGGUUUUAAUAAUGCCCUCUGGAGAUUUGGCUACUAUUCGAUCCAUAGAGCGAGAUUGCCAAGCAUGCCUUUCCGCUAGAGCAGGUGACAACGUGGCUGUAAGUUUGCAAGGUACUGAUGUCUCCAAUCUUGUGCCUAGUGCGGUGAUAUGCCACCCAGAUUUCCCAGUAACUGUAGCAGACAUUUUGGAGCUUAAGAUCCUUGUUCUGGACGUCAAAAUGCCAAUAUUACUUGGAUCUCAUGUUGAAUUUCACAUACACCAUGCUAAGGAGGCUGCUCAAGUGACAAAAAUAGUGUCCCUGUUGGAUCAAAAGAAAGCAAAGACCUCUAAAAUAGCACCUCGUCUUCUAACCGCCAGGCAAAGUGCUACUAUAGAGGUCUCUUUAGAAAGACCAGUCUGUGUGGAAGAAUUUUCUAGCUGUCGGACACUUGGAAGGGCAUUCCUGCGUUGCUCUGGAAUUACCAUAGCUGUCGGCAUUGUGACUAGGAUAAUAUUCGCGGAUGAACAGUAGUUUUCUGUGACGAGCCGUCAAGUGGCCUUUCUUUUCGGAAAUAUGUGCUGCUGUGAUGCAUUGGCUUAUUAUCUUAUUUUCCUUCUCAAAGACGGGUGCUGGAGCUUUCCUCAAAGACUACUAACUACUUGAAUUUGUAUCAUCAAUUCAAGAAAGGUAAGCAUAUUCUUUUCCUUGGCUUUUGUUGUUUUAUUGUGAGCUAUGCACAUCAUGUAAAUUACAGAAUUCAGUGAGUUUCUACCUUUGUUUAUUUAAUUGUAACUUUAGCACAAUACUUUUAGUAUACUGGACAAAAUUUUCUAAUAUAAAAGUUAGCUUAGAAACGUA